UACACUCGUCAAUUUAACGAUUGGCCAUAUUCAAGUGAGUGGUGAGUUCUAAUUAUUAAGGUAUAUGGCUGCCUCCACUUUGAUGAUCUGUAGUAGUGCUGCGAUGAGCACCAACGGUGCUACUGCAGCUGGCGCCUUACUGCACUCAUCUCCUCCAUCAACCGCAGCUAGAUUCGUACCGUCGUCUCAAACCAUGGCGAUGAUGAUCAAGAAGGCUGGAGCAAUAACCGGUUCGACCACAGAUCGCAGCAUCCAUUUCGGAGGACGAACCUUCGGCAAGGCUGGAGCUGCGGGUUCGACCGGAGGUGACGGCAGCCUAAUUCCAUGGGACGUAUUCGGCAAGGCCGGAGCUACUCGUUCGAGCACAGAUCACAUCAUCGACAAGGCUGGAGCUGCUGGUUCGACCGGAGGUGAUGGCAGCCUGAUUCCAUGGGACGUCUUUGGCAAGGCCAGGACAACUCGUUCGACCACAGAUCACAUCAUCCAUGUCAGCAAGGCUGGAGCUGCUUGUUCGACCGGAGGUGACGGCAGCCUGAUUCCAUGGGACGUAUUUGGCAAGGCCGGGGCUACUCCAUAUCACAUAGUCAAUGACAGCAAGGCUGGAGCUGGUUCGACCGGAGGUGACGGCAGCCUGAUCCCAUGGGACGUAUUCGGCAAGGCCGGAGCUACUCGUUCGAUCACAUAUCACAUCAUCCAUGACGGCAACGUUGGAGCUGCUGGUUCGAGCGGAGGUGACGGCAGCCUGAUUCCAUGGGACGUAUUCGGCAAGACCGGAGCUGCUGGUUUGACCGGUGGUGACGAUGUUGUCAUUUUCCGCCUCGGGCUUUUCGGCAAGGCUAAAAAGGCUUGAAGCGGCGGCAAAAUUGAAACGGAUGGUGUUGUUAAUUUCAACCGGAGGUAGUAACUAACGCCUUGCGGCUCGUCUUUUGUGCCAUCCGUUUACGAUAUAGAUGUCACAUGUGUGUUCUCUCCUUUAUCUUUAUGCUACCUAUGCUACCUGUUCGUAUUUGUGAAGGUUUUCCUUCAAUUGUUUCCUUUAUUAUUGUUGAGAGACCAUUUAGGAUCCGAUGGCUAAAUCAUGUGAAGCCAAUUAAGUAGAUCCAAUAUUAUUCCUAGUUUCCUACACGAUUAUUUAUGUUGCGUAUGGUUUGUUAUUUGAUUGUAAGAAGUUUGUGUAUUUACCUGUAAUUUUCAAUAUUCAAUAAAAGCAAAGGGAGAGU
Messenger RNA from Linum trigynum, 1220 nucleotides. Lineage: Eukaryota; Viridiplantae; Streptophyta; Magnoliopsida; Malpighiales; Linaceae. The record is from the annotation of a GenBank genome assembly.